Mya arenaria is the source of this 1860-nucleotide messenger RNA. Its product is annotated as cytochrome P450 7A1-like. Gene Ontology annotation, biological process: cholesterol homeostasis; bile acid biosynthetic process. Gene Ontology annotation, molecular function: iron ion binding; oxidoreductase activity, acting on paired donors, with incorporation or reduction of molecular oxygen; heme binding. The transcript is spliced from 5 exons. Lineage: Eukaryota; Metazoa; Mollusca; Bivalvia; Myida; Myidae. The coding region runs from base 145 to 1611 and encodes 488 amino acids. The record is from RefSeq and is a predicted model, not a curated record.
AAUUCUUCCAUAUUUCACAAACUACCUGCGAUAUCAGCCGAUUGAGCAUUAAAAAGCAAAUACAGUUCUAAAGUAUAUUGCACUUUAGAAGACAGCGUUCAAAAGGACAUCUCUGCAAACUUUAUUAACUUUUGAAGAAAGAAAAUGAUUGCGGUUUCAAUUUAUUUGGCGGUGUUGGCCGUGAUCUUGGUUGCAGCAUACAUCAAACUUUUCGCAAGAAAAAGAAAAAACGGUGAACCUUUCAUUGUACCUGGACAUUUCCUAUGGGGAAACGGUAAAGAUUUUGCUGAGAAUGCCGUAGACUUCAUCCAUAAAUCAACGGAACGCUUUGGAAAAGUUUUCACCAUUCGCUUGUUGAAUCAACAUUUAACAAUCGUCAAUGACCCACACUCAUACGAGAGGAUGUGCAAGGAGAAGAGCUUUGAUUUCGAGGCCAUUCAGAAGCAGGUCAACAACAACGUAUUCAAUUUCCAAUUAUGUGACUCUAAGAAAAUGAUCAAAGAAGCCUCUAAGAAAGUAAAAGGACAACACAUGUUUGCCAAUAUGCAUUCUUUCGCGAAGAACUUAACUGAAGCAUUUGAUGACAGCUUUGAUUCGGAUGUAAGCGAAGACGAUUGGUGCACAGAUGGACUGAGAUCGUUCGGUUCAAAAACCAUGUUUAGAGCGAUCUUUAGGACAAUAUUUGGCAAGGAAGCCAAGGGCGAUGUAUUUGAACCGAGCAAUGUGUACCGAAAUUUUGAUUUGUUCCACAAAUACUUUAACUUUUUGUGGCUUGGGCUUCCGAUUAAAUUGUUUCCUAAAGCUGGUAAAGCUUUGGAUGUUCUUGCUCAAAUGCCUUGCUCAGAUGACAUUUUAAACAGAGAUGAUGUCUCCGAAUACAUUAAAUACUCAACCCAGUUUAUGAAAGCAAAUGGUCAAACGGAAUCGGAUGUAAUUGGACACAAUUUAGUGUUUCUUCAUGUCAACUACAAUACAUUCAGGGUAGCUUUCUGGUUAAUAUACUAUCUGACAAAAUACCCAGAAGCAUUGGAAGCACUCAAAAACGAAAUAGAUGAAACAAUCGAAGCCAAGGCGGAAUGGUAUGGAUCUGAUGAAGAAAUUGGCAUCACCAUGCAAGAUCUGGACUCGAUGCCAGUACUGAAUAGCAUCCUGAACGAGACCAUUCGAUACACUAGCGGUGUCUUCAUGGUCCGAGCAGUGACAAAGGACACAGUGUUCGAGACGGAAGAUGGCGAAAAGUACAGUCUGAGGGCUGGAGAUCGAGUAGCUAUGUACCCACCUGCCAUACAUAAAGAUCCCGAAAUCUUCGAAAAUCCAUUGGAAUUCAAAUAUGACAGAUUCAUCGAUGCGAAAUUCUCCAAAAAUGGUCGGGAAGUCAAAAAUCCACUUCUUGCGUUCGGGUCUUUAUGUCCAGGGAAAAAGCUGGCGAUGACACAAGCGAAAUGGUUCAUUCUUAACCUGGCUCACAACUUUGAAUUUACAACUUCGAACAGUGAUACAUGUGAGCCGGAUGUGCACUACCAUGGACACGAAAUAUUACCACCAUCCAAUGAUGUACCGAUUGAGUACAAGCGAAGAAACAAUAGGCGCAGACUUUCAUUUGUUCAAUAAUUCGUGGUUGUAUUUGCUGUUUUCAAAUCGGUUGUACACAUAUUGUAUUAAUUUAUGUAUCUAUCGAAGGUCAGGAGCAUUACACUAUUUCUUGGUUGUGGGAGUGACGUUGUGACAUGUUAAUCCUAGUUGCAUUUCAGUGAUAACUUGCGCAUGAUCAAAACAAUUUAUCGCCAUAUUGUUUUAUUUGUUUAAUUUAUUUGUUAUGUUCCUUACUUGGAAUAACGAAAUAAAAAAAAAUCAACUGUA